AGCUAUUAGAGAAUGAAAUCGCCUGCUUACGUUGCUGUGCUCGCACUGCUGUUGGGCAGUGUGGCAACUUCAGAAAGCUACGACCACAGACGCAUGGUCGAAACACUGCUGCGCUUCGGUGCCGAAAACGUCAGCCCUAAACUGCUGCCAGCCCUGAAAAAGAGCCACGUCGGUGACAUCAGAGCCCUCGCUGAUGACGCUGUAAUAGUCAGCAAAUACUCCUUCUCACUGCAGUCUACAACCCAAAACGUGGACGGCGUCCUGGCUAACCUUACUCUCUCUGGUCUCCCGACGCUUAAAGUGGGCAGGAAUGGAAAAUCUCUUCUAGCAAGCGGUACUCUAUCUAUCGAUGGACAAUACAGCUUGUAUGGAACUUCUAGCGGUUCCCUUUUGGAAGGACAAGGAGGGAUCAGUAUACAACUGACUGACUACGAUGUCGAAGCUUCUUCAGAUUAUACUGUCAUUGACGAAAGCAAACUGGCUAUCAACUCUGUGGACAUAAAACUAAACGCACCUUCAAUUAAGAUAACCUACGAGAACCUUAUACUAGAUAUGGGUGCAACACAAUUUCUCAACGACCUUCUACGACAUUAAAAAAUAACAAAGCUCAAGUGCAAUGGUCAGAAAAGGAAUCAACCGCUACAUUGUGUACAAUGUGCAAAUGGGUGCAAAACAAAAGAGAAAUGGAAGCAGAAGAAGCUCAUAAUAUGAGACUGCAUAAAUUUUGUAACGCUGGUGGCAUUAUGUUCACCAAGAAGUUCACUUUUCAGGAGCAAUUUGUAUUGUACCCACGUUUGUAUUGUAACCAAUAAAGCUAAUUAAUAUUUUAAAGAAUUAAAUGUGUUUCACACAAUAUUUCUGACACCUCAAACAACAUAUAUUGCAAACAAUCUAUGUUAAAAACUUGCUGCAACCUAAUAAAAGGGUUGUGCGACUAACUGUAUUAUUCCGUGGCAUGUGAGUAGAACACGCUUCCACUGAAAAGCUCUUCCUUUUAUUUGUAAACAAGCAUUUAUCUGUACGAAGAGACGUAAUUUUUAAACUUACUAUGUUCAGGAUAAUAUCUCUGUUAUGUGAAACUUGCCACAGCUCACAAGAAAAAUUAAAUUUUCUUAAAAAAAGUUA
This is a messenger RNA of Schistocerca gregaria, 1125 nucleotides long. RefSeq lists its product as uncharacterized. NCBI's taxonomy places the organism in Eukaryota, Metazoa, Arthropoda, Insecta, Orthoptera, Acrididae. The record is from RefSeq and is a predicted model, not a curated record. The transcript is spliced from 4 exons. The coding region runs from base 13 to 594 and encodes 193 amino acids.